Molecule: messenger RNA, 2494 nt
Organism: Saprolegnia diclina VS20
Lineage: Eukaryota; Oomycota; Saprolegniomycetes; Saprolegniales; Saprolegniaceae
Exons: 17
Coding region: 21-2420 (799 amino acids)
Biological process (GO): exocytosis; exocyst localization
Cellular component (GO): exocyst
Molecular function (GO): SNARE binding
Source: RefSeq, a predicted model, not a curated record
AAAAGAUCCCAUCUCGCAGCAUGGCGACGACGACCAGCAGCAGCACGAUCGCGCGGCUAGAGGCGCAGGCGCGGGACCCGGUCGAGGCCAUCCGCAUGCGACUCAAGGACGCGAGCGACGUCGUCAACACGCAGCAGCUCGCAGAGAUCAAGUACGACUACCUCCAGAAGGACGAGAGCACGAAAGGGCAGCUCGGCGGCUUUGUCCAAGCGCAGAUCGACGAGAUCGAGCGCGCGUCGGCGUUGCUCGACUGCGACGAGCCGCUCGAGGAUGUGACGUCGUCGCUCAAAGAGAUGGGCGCGAACUGCCAGCGCAUGCGCAAGGAGCUCGGCGACGAAGGCGUCGCGUCCGAGGUCAGCAUCGCGCGGCGCAACCUCAAGGAGCUCCAGAGCCAGCUCACGCUCUACGAAGAGCUGCCGCGCAAGCUCGACGAGCUCCAGUACACGGUGCAGACGAGCCUCGGUGAGCUCCUACCAGUGUUUACCAAGUGGUAUGCCUGCGACGAGUGGCGCCAAAAGAUGCUCCACCAGCUCCACGCGUCGCAGCACGACAACCAAGACGACAUGUUCUCGAGCAAGCACGUACCCAAGGCGCUGGCAGCGAUCCAGUCGCGCAUCGAUGGCGUCGAAAAGUUGGGCCAAACGAUCUUGAACGGCGCGUGGACCAUUGUCAUCAACUGCAUCGAAAUGGUUCAAUUCGACAAGAAGCGGCUUCUCGAUGCAUUUCAGCUGCUGGACGUGCUUGAAAAACGCCGACGCAAGCGCAUCGACGCCGGUAAAGUCUACUUGACGAAUACGCUCGCGGCCGUGCCCGAAGAAGCCAUGCCGUCGUUCUAUGUCCUCUGCCGCGACCAGCUCGAGACGUCGCUCAAGACCCGUGUGUUUGACAUGUUUGCUGCGAUAGCCAAGGACAAGCCCUUCAACGAGGCGUUCAACGGGAUGCUUCAAGCAGCCUCGAGCCUCGUCCUCGACUUUGAGAGUGUCGACCGCGACGUCGCUGGAUGCUUUCCGCCACAGCUUGAUGCUGUUCAAGUGUUUGCCGAUGGCUACAACGCUGCACUCGAGGAACACUUGACCAAGAUUUGCUCAAAAACCGAUCUUGGCGUCGGCCAAAAGCUCCAGCUCAUUCAAUGGGUCGACUACUUCAACACCGAAGUUGGCAAGUACAAGCAAGCGACGCCGUCGCAGAUCCUCGACAACACGGCGAGUCUCAUGAUGAAGUUGUACCUGGAAGGCAUUUCUGACCAAGUGUCGACGUGGGUGACCAACAUUUACAACCGCGACGAAGAGACGAUCGUGGGGCCGGCCGGCGAACUGCACUCGACGCGUCCCAACGACAUAAUGAAUAUUCUCAGCUCCCAAGUGUCGAUCGCCCAAGAAUGGCUCGGCGGCCUCCUCUUGGCCAAAGUUGUCGGGACAUGCCUGUCGGCACUCAUGCGGCAGCUCUCGGCGCGCAAGGACUAUUUUGCAGCACAUCUCGCCAACACGGACAUCGAAGCGCUCUGCUCGUUCAUCAACGACACGGACGUUCUCCAGUCCAAGUGCUUGGAAUUGGUUGACGGUAUCGCUUUUCCCGGUGCCGCCGACCCAAACGAAGAGAAGCAAAAGCUCCAGACAGGUCUCGGGGACCUCUUGGACGCGACGUCGGCCGACAUCGUCCAGCUCGCGGUCGAUGUGUGCAGCUUGGUGGUCUCCAAGAUCUUUGCCGACCUUGAAGCGGAGACCACAGCGCACUGGCUCGGGAAAAAGUGGGACGACGACGAGCCCGUGGUUGCCAACUUGCUGGCGACCAUUGAAGACUACGGCGCGGACAUUCGCCAGUGGAUUAGCAGCUCGUUCUUCAACGCCCGCGUGUUGCGUCUGGCGUUGGACCGCUGCGUGGAAGAAUAUACCAAGCGCUUUCUUGCGCGCACGGCGCCGUUCAAUUGCGAUAUCGCGGCAAGUCGCGUGCAGACCGAUACGACGAAUCUGCGAACGUUCUUUUCAAAAUACGAGAGCGAGAUGCGUCGAAGCGGCCUUCGAUCGGACGACGAUUGGGCCAAAUGCCUCGAGAGCAUGACCUUGCUGUACGACAUCUUGACCAAAAAAGCGACGCUCGACGAUCUGCACGCGCAGCUCAAAGAGAUCGAGCUCCAAGGGAUCUUGGACGAGGCCAGUGCAAAGCGGGUCGACCGCAUGAAGCAACUCAUCGCUUGCGUCAAGCGCACGGUCGUGCCUGCUCAUGAAGCCAAGAAGAAAGCUGACAAAAAAGCAGAGAAGAAAGCCGAGAAAAAGGUCGACAAGCCCAAAAAGACUUUUUUCAAAAAGGACAAGGGCGUCACGGCGCCCGUUGCCGCCUCCGCACCCAUCGAUGACGACGUCGCGUCCUCGAGCGAAUUCCAGGUCAAAACCGCAAGCCUCGAGGCGUUCUUGGGGCAAUAGCGUCGGGCCCUUGGACAGAAUACACGUGCAUCUGAUUGUACUCGAUACACGCUAUCUCCCUCGACACUGUGGCU